Molecule: messenger RNA, 427 nt
Organism: Guyanagaster necrorhizus
Lineage: Eukaryota; Fungi; Basidiomycota; Agaricomycetes; Agaricales; Physalacriaceae
Exons: 5
Coding region: 1-324 (107 amino acids)
Source: RefSeq, a predicted model, not a curated record
AUGUUGGCAGGACUUAAGGGCAUCAAGGCUGAUAAAUGUAAUGAUCUUUCACUUGCUCACCUUCAAUUUUUCUGGCUCGGGAUCCUCUCUUCGAUCCUCCUCUGCUUGACUUCUGGAUAUAAUAUGAAUAAUGCAUUGAUUCAACUGUUUGCACCAGGUCUAGGAUGUACAAGAAGUAUACUGCGAUGUAAAUUAGUAGCUUUGGAGAUGGUUAUCACUUGUGGAUGCACUGAAAGUCUUGAUAGAUUCAAUAGUGACAUUGGUGAGGAGGAAGUGACAACACACAUAAUUGGGUGGUUAACAUUCCCAAUAAAGCCCAAUUGAAAAGGCUGCCAAAGAACUUGGAACAGAAUCAGAGUCACAUGGGGAAAAUGUAGUCAUAGACUCAUGACUGGUCUAAUACUUCAAUGUUUUAGAUGAAGAAGAG